AUGACCCCGAAUCCAGAAAAACAAAGCGUAUUUGACGAGACUUCUGGCUGUAUUCUGGAAGGAGGCGACGUUGAAGCGCAAGAUGCAGACACGUACGCUUACGUGUGGAAAACGAGUGGCGUUUGCUCAGGGUCCAGUGGACUGCUUCAUUACGCGCAGAUUCACCACGUGGAUACUCUGGAAAGGUCGACAGCAUUUGAGGUGGAGGGUGUAGCCGCGUACUCGACAACGAGAGGGUCAAUGCAGGCGUUGAUAACCACGACAGCUUCACCCAUGUGGCGGAUCACAGAUACAGCAGACAUCCCAGUCUCCUUUUAUCCGUCCCACGUGCCUUCAGCCAGCGACGUAGAAAAGUACAAGAUCAAGGAAAACUUGGUCAAGGAUAUCGGUUCGAAGUGGAAGAUUGCCGUUGGUGGGAGCUACUACUUCAAUGGCAAAGCUGCACAGAAGUAUGCGUCGCUUUGCCUUAUGGCUGCAGAUCCAUCGGUGGCCGGUACGGAUCCCGAUUCAGAAAUAAAUCUGGAUCACUGUCUUACCAAGCUGAAAUCCUUUCUCGCUCCGUUCGUGACCAACUCCUGGAAGUACGCGCUGAAGUAUGACACCGUGUACGGAGGAAUUUUGAGCUCCCAGGGUUUUGUUCUUAAUGACGUCAACGCCGAUUUCGGUAACACAAUGUACAACGACCACCACUACCAUUGUGGCUACUGGAUCGUGACCGCUGCAAUCAUGAACAAACUCGCGCCUACAUGGUCCGGAAUAGCGGAACUGAAUCGCAUAGCGAGCUUUCUAGUGCGCGAUGUGGCGAAUCCAUCGUGGAGAGACCCUUACUUUACGAAAUUCCGCAGCUUUGACUGGUUCCGUGGCCAUUCGUACUCGGACGGCGUUUUAUCGUUUGCAGAUGGGAAGGAUCAAGAGAGUUCGUCGGAGGAUAUGAACUUUCACUAUGGGAUGGCGUUGUUCGGACAGGUGGCAGGAGACGAGGAGCUCGCAACGAUUGGUCGACUGAUGGUGAAGCUGAACGUGAGAGCUAUUCAGACGGCUUACAGACGCGAAUCGCGCUCAGCCUGCAAUAAGUACGCGAUUCACGGAAUUCAGAUGAUCCCGGUAUCGCCUGUGACGGAGUUCAUGCGCACACACGAGUUUGUGAGAGAAGAAUGGGACCAAGUUCUCUCGAAGAUUCCAGACAUUGUUAACGACAAUCUGCGUAACCCGUGGUUGUCGCUGCUAUAUGUGAACUAUGCCACGGUGAACAAGACGCUCGCGCUGAAAAAGCUUGAGAAAUAG
Phytophthora sojae is the source of this 1284-nucleotide messenger RNA. RefSeq lists its product as hypothetical. The coding region runs from base 1 to 1284 and encodes 427 amino acids. Gene Ontology annotation, molecular function: endo-1,3(4)-beta-glucanase activity. NCBI's taxonomy places the organism in Eukaryota, Oomycota, Peronosporomycetes, Peronosporales, Peronosporaceae. The record is from RefSeq and is a predicted model, not a curated record. The transcript has 2 exons.